AUGGGUUUUAAAGGAGAAGUGCCUGAGGUUGAAGAAAAGGAACAAAAGAAAAUCCUUAAAAUAAUCAAAAGGAGAGGUGUGGAGUGGAAGGAUGAGUUCAUCCCCCCAGUUGCCCUGGACAUAAGGCAUAACAGCAAGGGAUCAGGAGUCCUGGAAGCAUUGUCUCUUGCCCUCACCGGCUCAUACCUGCAUCUUCCUCUUCUCAAGGCUAAUAAUUUUAAUGAUAAACAAUCAAUCCAAGCCAAGCAAACCAGCAAAUACUUCUACUUCUUGGCUUCCAAUGGCGAUUGA
Darwinula stevensoni is the source of this 291-nucleotide messenger RNA. The record is from the annotation of a GenBank genome assembly. NCBI's taxonomy places the organism in Eukaryota, Metazoa, Arthropoda, Ostracoda, Podocopida, Darwinulidae.